UCCCCGGGGGCGGGACUCCGGAAGCCGCCCGGGGGCCUCUGACCUGCGUGGAACACGCACAAUUUUUGUUUUCCUGCCAGCUCCAAAUUCCCGCGGCCGGGUUAGUCCGGCGUGGGUGUGUGGAAAGCGGAAGCAGCUGCUGGCGCUGUCUCCUCGUCUGGGUGCUUAAUCCUCGCCCGCCAUGUCCGGGGGCUUCGAGCUGCAGCCGCUGGACGGCGGCCCCCGGGUGGCCCUGGCGCCCGGGGAGACGGUGAUCGGCCGCGGGCCGCUGCUGGGAAUAACAGACAAAAAGGUGUCCAGAAAGCAUGCCAUUCUUGAGGUGGUGGGUGGUCAGCUUCGAAUCAAGCCAAACAGUCAAAAAUUUGAUGAAGAUGAUAUGUUGAAUGAAAUACCAAAGUCUCCUGUGAUUAAUUUACCUGAAAAGACAACUGGUACCUCACAGCUGGAAAGGAGCCCAGAAAUAACCAAGAGCCAGACUUCCACAAUUAAUAGCCUGCCUUUCCUAGGUGAAUGUAGAACAAACCCUGCCCAGAGGAAAAGAAUCCUUCCAGCUUGGAUGUUAGCAGAAAAUAUGAGUGAUCAAGACCUUUUAGCACCUGUUGUCAGUGGAGAUAAUCAUAUCAUCCAGGAAGAUGGAAAAGAAGGGAUCUGCAAAGAAAACACUCUACUAGAUAUGACACAGAAAGGCAGAAAACAAUUAAUUUCAUCAGGAAAUUCAGAAAGUAUAUCAGCAGAACAAAACUCAGGAAAAAAGUAUAAAAAUAUUGAUCAAGAAGAGCCUGUCAUUUCAUCCAAGGAAAUACCAGACUCAUUUUCUCCAAUUACAUUAAAUAAUAUAAAUAUGAGUAGUAUAAAGACUAAUGCACAGAGACACAAAAUUGUAGUUGAACAUAAAGUUGUGACUAAGGAAACACCAAAUGAAGAGGACAAGGCAGCAAGCUGUUCUAAGAGUUGUUUGAGUGUCCAAAGCAAGUUGUUCCCCACUGAGUCUGACAGAUGCCAUCUGGAUUCUGGCUCUGAUCCCUCCAGUCCUCAAACUUUUCAUACAAAGACAAUGGAUUCACUUCCACAAGGCUCACAAGGAAACAAGGUCAUGAGGACAUCCUGCAUGUAUGGGGCAAACUGCUACAGGAAGAAUCCUGUCCAUUUCCAACACUUCAGCCACCCUGGCGACGAUGACUAUGGAGAUGUACAAGUGGUGGAUGAAGAAGAAGCUGAUGGCCGGCCUGAAUGCCCCUAUGGAGCCUCUUGCUACAGGAAGAAUCCCCAGCACAAGAUUGAGUAUAGACAUAGUACAAUUCCAGCAAGAAACAUUUUAGAUGAAGGUAAUGAUGCGCAGCCCAAUGAGUAUGACCUGAAUGACAGCUUUCUAGACGAUGAGGAGGAAGACUAUGAACCAACAGAUGAAGACUCUGACUGGGAGCCGGGGAAGGAAGAUGAAGAGAAGGAAGAUAUGGACGAGCUUUUGAAAGAAGCAAAAAUGUUUAUGAAAAGAAAAAAAUAACCAUUUUUCUGUUUCCUUUAUGGGAAAAAGUCAGAAACUAAAGAGGUGCUUUCCUUCUUUGAUACUUAUGACUUUUACCAUUGACUUCUUUGCAUCAAAACAAAACACUGAAAUGCCUGUCCUCUUUGAAGUGAUAGACUGUAUUCCAUUGCCCCCCUCCCCCAUUUCAGGCACCUGGAAAUGAAGCAGAGAGAUUAAAGAGUAAUAAUAUUUUUCACAUACUUUAUAUUGCUAAU
Molecule: messenger RNA, 1740 nt
Organism: Perognathus longimembris pacificus (Pacific pocket mouse)
Lineage: Eukaryota; Metazoa; Chordata; Mammalia; Rodentia; Heteromyidae
Product: aprataxin and PNK-like factor
Biological process (GO): double-strand break repair
Cellular component (GO): site of double-strand break; nucleus
Molecular function (GO): protein binding; 3'-5' exonuclease activity; DNA-(apurinic or apyrimidinic site) endonuclease activity
Source: RefSeq, a predicted model, not a curated record